CAUGCCGGGCUCAAGUGGGCAGCCCGACGCGGGCGGGGCGGGAACCGGGACCACCGCCGGCGACCCUGGGCAUCCACACCCUGCACUCGCGGGAGCCGAGGAUGCCGCGCCCCGGCCGCCACCCGAGCCCGACGACUCGGCUGCUGCGCUGCGCCUGGCGCUGGACCAGCUGUCCGCGCUCGGGCUGGGGGGUGCGCGCCCCGGAGAUGAGGAGGGGACGGCGACGCGCGGCGCGGACGGGGCGGCGGAGCGCGGGGAGGACGGGCCCGCACCCCCCGACGAGCUCGAGACGGUCGUGUCGCCCCCGGUGACUGGUGAGCCCUCGAUGGGCGUGGGACCCUCGAUGACCGGUGCACACUCGAUGGUCCUGGCACCCUCGGUGACUGGUGCACCCUCGAUGGCCCUGGCACCGUCGGUGACCAGUGCACCCUCGAUGGCCGUUGGAUCCUCUGUGACCUGUGCGCCUUGCAUGGCUGUGGCACCCUCGGUGACCGUGGCACCUUCGAUGGCACUGACACCCUCGGUGACCGUAGCACCCUCAGUGACUGUGGGACACUCGGUGGCCCUGGCACCCACGAUGGCCGUGGCUUCCUCGGUAGCCCCUGGCGGGCUACCUCUUCUGGACCCCGACGUGAGCCCCCGGCCAUCUCCCCCAGACGUGUUCGCCAGCUUCGCGCCACACCCGGGCGCCCUGGGUCCCUCGACGCUGCUGGCUGAGCAGUUGAACGUGAUCGGCAGUCGCAAGAAGAGCGUGAACAUGACCGAGUGUGUGCCUGUGCCCAGCUCGGAGCAUGUCGCGGAGAUCGUGGGUCGUCAGGGGUGCAAGAUCAAGGCCUUGCGCGCCAAGACCAACACCUACAUCAAGACGCCAGUGCGCGGGGAGGAGCCGGUCUUCAUCGUGACGGGGCGCAAGGAGGAUGUGGAGAUGGCCAAGCGGGAGAUCCUGUCAGCCGCUGAGCACUUCUCGCUCAUCCGAGCCACGCGCAGCAAGGCAGGCGGGCUGUCGGGGGCCACCCCAGGUCCCCCCAACCUGCCCGGCCAGACCACCAUCCAGGUGCGAGUGCCCUACCGCGUGGUGGGGCUGGUGGUGGGGCCCAAGGGUGCCACCAUUAAACGGAUCCAGCAAAGGACGCACACGUACAUUGUGACCCCCGGUCGCGACAAGGAGCCAGUGUUUGCAGUGACCGGGAUGCCCGAGAACGUGGACCGAGCUCGGGAGGAGAUUGAGGCACACAUCACGCUGCGCACCGGCGCCUUCACGGAUGCGGGGCCCGACAGUGACUUCCACGCCAAUGGUACUGACGUGUGUCUGGACCUUCUGGGAGCUGCAGCCAGCCUCUGGGCCAAGGCACCUCACCCAGGACGGAGGCCCCCCGCUGCCACCAGCAGCCUGCGUGGGGACAGUGCUCUGGGCGCAGCCAGCACCCCCGAGCCCUUCUACGUGGGUAGCCGUGGAGGGCCGCCCCUGCCGGACCCGAGUCCCAGCAGCCCCUAUGGAGGCUCGGGCAAUGGGGGCUUCACGUUUGGUGGGGACGGGCCCGGAGCCCCCACGGGGACAGCCACCCCUGAAGAUUGUGACUUUGGUUUUGACUUCCUGGCGCUGGACCUGACUGUGCCUGCCACAGCUACUAUUUGGGCACCCUUCGAGCGAGCUGCGCCUCUGCCAGCCUUCAGCAGCUGCCCCGCGGUUAACGGAGCACCCGCGCAACCCAACACAGGCGCGCGGCGCAGCAGCAGCAGUGGGGCCACCACCACACCACGCCACUCGCCCACGCUGCCCGACCCCGGAGGACUCAGCCUGGAGCUGCCGCUGGCACGUCGAGGCGUCCCGGAUCCAGUAGGUGCUGUGCCGUGGCGACCCCCGCAGAGUGCUCUGCAACCCUUCUCGGGCAGCACCACCUUCUCCACGGCCCCCUCUCUGCCCAGCCCCGCCCCGGUGUCCUCCACCCUGGACGCCGGAGCCUCAGAGGGCAACCACAAGCCAUCUACCACAGCGGCCAACUCCUCCGCCUCCGCAGCAGCCCCGGGUCCACCCGCCGCAGCCUUGGCUCGCGAAUGUGUGGUGUGCGCAGAAGGCGAGGCCAUGGCCGCCUUGGUCCCCUGCGGCCACAACCUCUUCUGCAUGGAUUGUGCUGUCCGCAUCUGCGGGAAGAGUGAGCCCGAGUGCCCCGCCUGCCGCACGCCGGCCACCCAAGCCAUUCAUAUCUUUUCCUAGUGCACCCCUACUCGACGGGGGGGCCCUGGCUUCCCCGAGCGGGAGGGGGGAGAAGUAGGGAGGGAGAGGGGCCCACGCGUGUCACAAACAGCUUUAACUCCAGCAGCAGUCGCCGAGGCCAUUGGCUUGCGGCCCAGCAGCAGCGCCUCCGUUCUUGACCAGUGACAGUAUUGAGUGAGCCGGUGACAAUACAACCGGAGAAUCCUGUUUGCACUUUUUAAUUAAGACAUCCCUCCUUGUUUCCGGGGUGAUCUUAAAACAAAACAAAAAAAAUAACACGAUAUUUACAACUCUCACUGGAUUUAACAGUGUGGAUUCUUGUAGAAACUUCCAGAAAAAGGCAGGUGGCUUUUUCCCCCGACACACACUCCAUUUUUUUGGGGCAAAUAUAUACCAUUUUGUACGUCAGCCACGGGGUGGCCAGAGGAGGGUAAGGGGAGGGUAUCAAGGGGUGUCCCAUCAACAAAUUUGUAACUUUUGUUUUAUUGUGUUUUUUUUUGUUUUUUAAAUUAAGACUCAGUG
This is a messenger RNA of Microtus ochrogaster (prairie vole), 2737 nucleotides long. It is a transcript of the gene Mex3d, whose product is annotated as mex-3 RNA binding family member D. NCBI's taxonomy places the organism in Eukaryota, Metazoa, Chordata, Mammalia, Rodentia, Cricetidae. Gene Ontology annotation, molecular function: RNA binding. The record is from RefSeq and is a predicted model, not a curated record.